AUGAGAGUGUGGAGCGGUCCUCUGCAUGAGAGUGUGGAGCGCGGUCCUCUGCAUGAGAGUGUGGAGCGCGGUUUGCAUGAGAGUAUGUAUGAGAUGUUUGGUAUCAUUAGAGACCUGGGUGCCAUCGCUCAGGUUCACGCUGAGAACGGAGACAUCAUUGACGAGGAGCAGAAGCGACUACUGGAGCUGGGGAUCACUGGGCCUGAGGGACAUGUGAUGUGUCACCCAGAGGAGGUGGAGACAGAGGCAGUGUACCGGGCCAUCACCAUCGCCAAGCAGGCCAACUGUCCUCUCUACAUCACCAAGGUGAUGAGCAAGUCGGCUGCUGAUGUCAUCGCCAAGGCCAGGAAGAAGGGUAUGGUGGUUUAUGGCGAGCCAAUCACAGCCAGCCUUGGGACAGACGGAUCACACUAUUGGAGUAAGAACUGGGCUAAGGCAGCAGCGUUCGUCAUGUCCCCGCCCCUCAGCCCAGACCCCAGCACCCCUGACUACCUCAACUCCCUGCUUUCCUGUGGAGACCUUCAGGUGACGGCCAGUGGCCACAGCACCUUCUCGACGGCCCAGAAGGCUGUUGGGAAAGACAACUUCACCCUCAUCCCUGAGGGAACUAACGGCAUCGAGGAGAGGCUAGCCAUCGUCUGGGAGAAGGCUGUGGCGACAGGCAAAAUGGAUGAGAAUGACUUUGUUGCGGUGACGAGCACCAACGCUGCCAAGCUGUUCAACCUGUAUCCUCGUAAAGGAAGGAUCGCUGUGGGGUCAGACGCAGACAUCGUGAUCUGGAACCCCAAGGAGACCAAGACCAUCUCAGCCGCGACCCACGCACUGACAGUGGAGAUUAACAUCUUUGAGGGCAUGGAGGUCCGGGGAGCCCCGGUGGUGGUGAUCAGCCAGGGGAAGACUGUCCUGGAGGGGGGAAAGCUGAACGUCACAGAGGGCUCUGGACGCUUCGUACCCAGAAAGGCUUAUCCUGACUUCAUCUACAAGAGGAUCAAAGCACGCAGCAAGAUGGCUGAUGCCCGUGGCGUCCCCCGAGGGAACUAUGAUGGACCGGUCCAUGAUGUCAUCAGCAUGACUAAGUCAGUGCCGGCCACUCCCUCCAGCAGGGGGCCCCAGUGCCCAGGGAAGGGCCCCCUCGGCCCCACCAGGAACCUGCACCAGUCUGGUUUCACCCUAUCCGGAACUCAGAUUGACGACCACAUCCCACGACGCUCAGCACAGAGGAUCGUGGCGCCACCCGGUGGCCGCUCCAAUAUCACCUCCUUGUCGUGAACCUGGGAGCUCCUUGCUCCUCACGUCUGCUGUAGGGAGAAAAAUAAAUCAACUACUGUAGCAACAACCAACUACAUCAAUCAAAACAAAUCUCACCCGGCUUCCAGAACUAAACUCAACAGUGAAACCUGAACAUGCAAUCCUCUUCUCAGAUACAACUGUAAAACAGUACACAGCAUAGAACUACAUUUACCACUAGUAGUUACCACCAGUAUACAGCAUAGAACUACAAUUACCACUAGUAGUUACCAGUCAUUCUAUUUCUAUGGUAGACACACCAACUGAUAAAACCCACUAACUUAGUACUUUGAUCUGUUAUCCUUUAUCAAUAUUGUGAUCAAUUCCUCAAUCAAUUUAUCUCAUCACCCAUCAAUAGUCAACUGUCCCUGUCAGACCUCCAUAGCAUGCAGCUUAAACAGUCUCUGUCUCCUCAGUCAGACAACCGUCUCUCUCAUCGUCUCCUCAGCUUCACUAUAGCUUUACUAACAUGGUGAUACAUGAGUCCUAGAUGAAAGUAGUUCUCUUUAGACCACAGAAUGCCUCUCAGCUCUCUCUCUCUCGUCGUAGUGAUGCCUGCUUCUGCUUUCGCUUCAGUGCUUCUAAGAAACUCUGUAGUUGAGUCCAACAUGGAACUCUAUUCCCUAGAUAGCGCACUACUUUUGUCCUCUAGUGCACUAUCUAGGGAAUAGAGGGCCAUUUCAGACUGACGCGAACUUGUUGUCUCUCUCUGUUGUUAUUUAGUCAUGGCCGUAGGCUAUUUAGGCUUCAUCUUACCGUCUCUUACUGUUAUAUGCAUGACUUUUCCUCUUCAUCGUUACUCAUUACAAAUACAACAAGGAAAACAAGUGCGUAUUACUGUUACUGUGAACAGACUGUAGGGACAGUCCUCUAGUCACGCUUGUCUUACUAUUAUUAUGAUGUUUUAUCCCAAUGCAGGUGAGCUAACUUUGCUUCCGUGGUAUAUUAAGUCAGUCAGAAUAGGAACUUCACCAAUCCUUCUAUUCAGUCAGAAUAAGAACUUCACCAAUCCUUCUAUUCAGUCAGAAUAAGAACUUCACCAAUCCUUCUAUUCAGUCAGAGUAAGAACUUCACCAAUCCUUCUAUUCAGUCAGAAUAAGAACAUCACCAAUCCUUCUAUUCAGUCAGAGUAAGAACUUCACCAAUCCUUCUAUUCAGUCAGAAUAGGAACUUCACCAAUCCUCCUAUUCAGUCAGUCAGAAUAAGAACUUCACCAAUCCUUCUAUUCAGUCAGUCAGAAUAAGAACUUUACCAAUCCUUCUAAUCAGUCAGUCAGAAUAAGAACUUCACCAAUCCUUCUAUUCAGUCAGUCAGAGUAAGAACUUCACCAAUCCUUCUAUUCAGUCAGUCAGAGUAAGAACUUCACCAAUCAUUCUAUUCAGUCAGUCAGAAUAAGAACUUCACCAAUCCUUCUAAUCAGUCAGUCAGAAUAAGAACUUCACCAAUCCUUCUAUUCAGUCAGAAUAAGAACUUCACCAAUCCUUCUAUUCAGUCAGUCAGAAUAGGAACUUCACCAAUCCUUCUAUUCAGUCAGUCAGAAUAAGAACUUCACCAAUCCUUCUAUUCAGUCAGAAUAUCCUUCUAUUCAGUCAGUCAGAAUAGGAACUUCACCAAUCCUUCUAUUCAGUCAGUCAGAAUACGAACGUCACCAAUCCGUCUAUUCAGUCAGAGUAGGAACUUCACCAAUCCUUCUAUUCAGUCAGAAUAAGAACUUCACCAAUCUUUCUAUUCAGUCAGUCAGAAUAAGAACUUCACCAAUCCUUCUAUUCAG
Molecule: messenger RNA, 3058 nt
Organism: Oncorhynchus nerka (sockeye salmon)
Lineage: Eukaryota; Metazoa; Chordata; Actinopteri; Salmoniformes; Salmonidae
Product: dihydropyrimidinase-related protein 4-like
Exons: 10
Coding region: 1-1269 (422 amino acids)
Cellular component (GO): cytoplasm
Molecular function (GO): hydrolase activity, acting on carbon-nitrogen (but not peptide) bonds
Source: RefSeq, a predicted model, not a curated record